AUGCGGGGCUGGCUGCUGCUGGCGGCGCUGGGCUGGCUGCUGCCGGCGGGGGCCGCGGCCAGCGGCGAGUACUGCCACGGCUGGCUGGACGGGCAGGGCGGCUGGCGGGACGGCUUCCAGUGCCCCGAGCGCUUCGACGGCGGCGACGCCACCAUCUGCUGCGGCAGCUGCGCCCUCCGGUACUGCUGCUCCAGCGCCGAGGCGCGGCUCGACCAGGGCGCCUGCGACAACGACCGGCGGCAGGGCGGCGGCGAGCCGGGCCGGCCCGGCAAGGACGGCUCCGACGGCGCGGCAGUGCCCAUCUACGUGCCAUUCCUUAUCGUUGGAUCUGUAUUUGUCGCCUUCAUCAUCCUGGGAUCACUGGUGGCAGCUUGCUGCUGCAGAUGCCUGCGGCCCAAGCAGGAGCCCCAGCAGAGUCGAGCCCCUGGGGGCACCCGCCUGAUGGAGACGAUCCCCAUGAUCCCAAGUGCCAGCACCUCCCGGGGCUCCUCCUCUCGCCAGUCGAGCACGGCUGCCAGCUCCAGCUCCAGCGCCAACUCGGGGGCCAGAGCCCCACCGACCAGGUCCCAGACCAACUGCUGUUUGCCCGAAGGGACCAUGAAUAAUGUCUAUGUCAACAUGCCGACGAACUUCUCAGUGCUGAACUGCCAGCAGGCCACCCAGAUCGUGCCGCACCAGGGGCAGUACCUGCACCCCCAGUACGUGGGCUACGCCGUGCAGCAUGACUCGAUGCCGCUGACCCCGGUGCCCCCCUUCCUGGAUGGUUUGCAGAGCGGCUACAGGCAGAUCCAGUCACCCUACCCACACACCAACAGUGAACAGAAGAUGUACCCAGCUGUGACUGUGUAGCGCUGAUGCCUUCCUCCCCCUCCCCGCCCAGCAGAUUUUAAUAUCCAAACUGAACGGAGGAGAAAUACUUCCUUGGAAUGAAGCUCCCAGAACGUCACUUGUAAAUAAUUUUGAAAGGCUCAUGCAUGUCAGACAGUGUUUAUAAACCAUUUAUUUUCAACGGGGUCUGUUGCCAGAAACUGUAAGGAUGAUAUCUCGGAAUUAGCGUUGCCAGAUACGCUCUCAUUCCAGUGCGUGAUUUACGGCAGCGGCGGAUUACGCUGAAAAUGCAUAUGUAUUUCACAUUACUGUACUUGAGAGAUAAAUGUCGGAGCCGUUAAGUGCCCUUCAGGUAUGAUAUGGUCAGAAGUAUUUGCCUAAUUAAUUCGUAGAAAGAGUUUUGUUACGCUGUACAAGACCGCAGUACUUAAGAAACCUCUCUUCUCCUCUCCCAGCUCCUUAAUGACAUUUCCUGAUGCUUUACAGACAAUCACAACCAAGAGCCAAACAGUGCAAUCAAUCUCUGUGCACAGGGUGCUGGUACCAGCCUCCACAACUUCUUAUACACACCUGGUUUGGGAUGAAAUGCCACAAGAGGCUUGGUCUUGCGAAGACCAAUUUCCCUUGUCCCUGGUAUUUAUGUAGGAAUUAGUAGAGUGAAUUAUUUGGCUCUUCUUCCAGUGCACUUGAAACCCUUCUUGAUUUGGUUUUAUCUCAAGAUCAGGACCCAGUAGUGUGGUUUGCACAGACCAUCUUUGUGAACGUUUUACUAAAAACAGGGUACGAGGUGCUUGCUCUUUGUGAUACUCAGCAAAGCUUUGGUACAGCUGGCAGUGUCUGAGCUGAAACUGCCUUUGCAGAGAAAGGUCGUACUGUGAUUCCAAACACGCCUGGUUUAACCUCACUUCUCAUGUAACAUUAAACCCGCAGGAAUACACGUGAAGUUGUCAGCCCCAAACCCUGCUUGCAGCUGAGUCUGCCUGUAGGACAACAGAGUUUGUCUGGUUCCUCUACCAGCCCAUUUUGAGUCCCCUGCCCUCCCACGUGGGAGUGGGGGAGUCUCACAGAGAACUGCCCUGGCUGGGACAUGGGAGGGCUGGUGCAGGUUUGAAACCCAUCCUCUUUUCUUCUUUACCUACCUGUGGGGCAGGGGACUAGGAAGGCACAGCUGUAUUUAAAAAUAAGGACAAAGGCCCAACCAAAGGACUAGGGUGCUUGUGGUGCCAUGGGGAUCAGGGAGGUGGUGAGGUGUGGACAGGGGAGACACUUCACACUGGAGCUGCUGGCUCCGUCUUGCUUUGCUUCAUCUGGAGAAAACACCUCUCCAGAUGGAAAGGCUACAGCAUGCUGGGAAUAAUCAGAUCAUGCUAAUUGUAAUAUAUCAACCCAGAUGUAGCAAACUAAGGCUGGUUUUGUCUCUUAAAAAAAAGCACAGUCUCUGCAUUUCCAUCCAUUUGUUCUUCAGCCAAAACUGCAACAGAAGACUGAGGCUCUAUACAAAAGAACAGGCAAUUACUGUAACCAGACCAGAGAUUAUAAAAGGUUUCUUAUUGUCUGAUACUGUAUCAAUAUGUAGCAAUAACUGUGAUACUGCUAUUUUUUGUAUGUCUGUUUUUAAAUGACACAUAAGGUGCAGACACAUUGCCAAAUCCAGUGGUUUACUCAUAAAUAUGCCACACACAGGCAGUCUGCAGUGGGCAGAAAUGGUUUGGCCACUGACAGGGGGAAAUGAAUAGGUAAUUUAUCCCAGAUCUGUUGUUCCUGGCUGCGAUCGCCCAGUCAGUGUGCAGGACCUGGACAGAAAGAUCGGUGUAUGGGACCUGGCAUCCCCUCCAGCCAGGCUGGGCGUCUUUGGGAAGGCAGUGCCUGGCUGCUGGAGGCGCCAGUGCCCUCCCUGCUCUGUCUGCACAGCUUGGUGCCUGGGGACCUCCAAGGCAGUGGUUGCAGCAGAGCUGGGUGCUGCCAAGCUUCUGAAGGACCCACCCUGCUGUGUGGUCUCGUGGGGAUUUUGAAAGGGAGUACAUUGUAGCGUGAUCACUCUGGCCUUCCCAAGCUGAGCUGGCAGCUGCCCGUGGCUUCAGAAGGAGCUGGAGGCGCUUGGCUCCAGGUGAGACCUGGCCUGUUCCUGCGUGACCAGACAAGCAGCUCAUCCCUGUGGUCGUGAGGUUUCCCAGCUGUGAACCAAAUCAGCUCUCCCUGCCACCAGUGCAUACACUGCCUGCCUUGCACAGGCCCUGGCAAGGACACCUCCUCUGACCUAUGAAAUUCAGGUGAAUCUUUGUAUAUUGUUUACUUGUUUAAAAAAAAAAAAAGAAAAAAGAAGAAAAAUAAUAAGUUAAAUUUAAGCCUGUAGAAAUUAAUUUACAACUGAAGGCAGAGAAGCCUGAGUUGUAAUAGAAGGAAUUUUGUGAGAUGUGGUGAUUUUUUUUAUGUCAUGUACAAUAAUGUAAAACCAAUGUUACCAUUUAAUAUAGCUUUUAAAUCACUGAAAGAGCACUUGCUUUAAAGUGUUUCUUACAAAUGAAGAAAAAAGCUUCCUUUGUUUCUUAAUAAAUACGGUGUGA
This is a messenger RNA of Myiozetetes cayanensis, 3392 nucleotides long. It is a transcript of the gene SHISA2, whose product is annotated as shisa family member 2. The transcript is spliced from 2 exons. Bases 1 to 849 code for a protein of 282 amino acids. Gene Ontology annotation, biological process: negative regulation of Wnt signaling pathway; negative regulation of fibroblast growth factor receptor signaling pathway. Lineage: Eukaryota; Metazoa; Chordata; Aves; Passeriformes; Tyrannidae. The record is from RefSeq and is a predicted model, not a curated record. Gene Ontology annotation, cellular component: endoplasmic reticulum.